Messenger RNA from Ascoidea rubescens DSM 1968, 1575 nucleotides. RefSeq names its product AsnC family protein. The transcript has a single exon. Bases 1 to 1575 code for a protein of 524 amino acids. The record is from RefSeq and is a predicted model, not a curated record. NCBI's taxonomy places the organism in Eukaryota, Fungi, Ascomycota, Saccharomycetes, Ascoideales, Ascoideaceae.
AUGCCAGUCAGAGCCAAUUCAAAAAAAAGAAGCAUAGUGGACAGACAGCCCACCAUAUCAGACUACGUCAAUAUAUCAAAGGAGAAAAGAAUCCAAAUUGCUUUGCAUUUACUAGACAAUAGGCAAGAUGAGGCGUUGACUUUGAGGGAAAUUGCAACCAUGGUAGGAAUAGCUGAGUCUACUAUAAGAACCAGAUAUAAGAAAAGAAGCGAGCAGCAUAAUAGAGUAAUUGCCCCUAUGAUGAUGGCAAUCAGCCCCCUCCAGAAGCAAAAGACCAACGAUAACAGUAACAAUAAUAGCAUUAAUAAUCUUGCAGAUAAGAUCAACAAUAUCCAGAGCAACAGUAAUAAUACCAAUAAUAUCCAGAAUAACAAUAAUAUCAUCAUCGGCAACAACCAUUUCAUCAAUGAGAAGAUCAACGACCUGCAAACCAAAGAUAAUUCAAAUUCAAACUCAAACUCAAAUUCGAAUUCGAAUUCGAAUUCUAUAGAUAACCAAAUCAAUCACAUAAUCAAUAACGACAAUUUAAAUUGCCCCUACAUAACAAGAACUCCCUCAAAGACUUUGCUCACACAAGAGGAAGAAAAAAAUGUUAUUUCUGCAAUUGACUACUGCUGUCAAAAUGGAAUUCACAUAUCUAUUUCCGAUUUAAGAAGAUUAUUUCAACAAAUAAUAUUCCUAAGAGCAAAAGUCCUACAAGAUCUAAGUUUUUCGGUUGAUAAUCCAAAACAAAAUCUAAAUCAUAAUCAUAAUCACAACUUCUCCUUAAAUGAUUCAAUCAUGACCAAUCACCAAAUUUCAACCGAUUUACUCAUCCAAUCUUCCAAUCUAAUAUCCAAUUCCAAAAAAUUCUUAAAAUCUAAAGGUGCAUUCCAUGUGGGAAAAAACUUCAGCAGAAAGUUUUUAAUAAAACACAAUUUAACUGAAUCUAUUUGUUUUAAAAAAAUCAACAAAAAGGAAAAUAAAAGAAAUUCAAACAUAGACGACCAAUUAAAAGAUCACCAACAAACAGAUGUAACCUCCCUUAAUAGCCAAAAAUUCUGGAAUCUUUUACCAUUAAAUGUUACAGGUUUCAAUUUAUUAGUUAUUUAUUUUGCUAUUCUUUUUGAAAAAACAGAAAAUAUAAAAGACGAUCAACCUCAAAAUCAAAAUGGGAUUGAAAAUGAUAAUAAUGAUAAUGAUGAUGAUGAUGACGACGACGAAGAAGAAGAAGGAGAUGAAGAAGAUGAAGAAGAUGAAGAUGAUGAAGAUGAUGAUAAUGAUAUAAACAACUCUUGUAUCCAUAAUAAUAUGAACUUGGGAAACAUUAAUCAUAAUCAGCUAUCUGCUAAAAUCAAUCAACAAAUUCAAAACCAUUAUAAUCCAGAUGAUAUUGUAAACGAUAGUACUAUCGAAAAUAUCGAGAAUUCAGAUAUCACUGAUAGUGAACUUGCAAAAGAAGAUAUUAAUAACAUUAUCCAACAAAACGAUGAUAUUUUACAGAGUUAUGGAAUUACUAAUUCACAGCUACUAAAUUCAAAUCUCAAUCGUAAUGAAUUUUCAAUUUUCAAUAAUAAUAAACCAUACGAUCAAUAA